GGAAAAUAGACCCCUGGCCCAUCUCUCUCUCCCUAGAGACGGAGAAACUCAACUAAUCUAUUUCGUCUUCUCCGACAAUUGUCUCCAGUUGCGUUUCCGAAUCGGAGCCGUACAUUAAUCGUCCUAAGGGUUCCACGAACCCUCAGUCUUACUACGAACCAUAUACACUAUACAAGAACAAGAGCCUGUUGUUGUCGGAAUGGAACAAGAAGAUGCGGAGAGAAGCACCACCGUCGUUGUUGAGUCGACGACCUCGGAUUUAGAUCCGAUAGCACGAGUGAGGAAGCUCUUGUUCCGCCAGAUGCUCGUUGGAAUCAAAGACGGGAGAUUCUUCCUCGGCAGUUUCCACUGCAUUGACAAACAAGGAAACAUCAUUCUCCAAGACACCGUUGAGUAUCGCAGCGUCAGAAGAUCCUCUCCGUCCCCUACUGAACAACGUUGUCUUGGUAUGAUCCUCAUCCCCGCCUCUUGCAGGACCUCUUGCCAUGUUGAUUGCUCCAUCGAGGAACAGCUUUCAUUGAUUCAGCUCAAUGAGUAGAAGAGCCUCGACUUGAUGAGUGUUGGUCUCUUGAUUCCAUGUCAUUGUAUUUCAUGAUUUAAUGAGAGUCACAUAACUUUGUGGAGAUUAAUGUAUACAUGCAUUUGGAAGCCCUUUUCGGAA
Messenger RNA from Raphanus sativus (radish), 661 nucleotides. RefSeq lists its product as uncharacterized. Bases 200 to 538 code for a protein of 112 amino acids. The record is from RefSeq and is a predicted model, not a curated record. Lineage: Eukaryota; Viridiplantae; Streptophyta; Magnoliopsida; Brassicales; Brassicaceae. Gene Ontology annotation, cellular component: NatC complex. The transcript has 2 exons.